This is a messenger RNA of Abrus precatorius (Indian licorice), 1100 nucleotides long. RefSeq lists its product as uncharacterized. Lineage: Eukaryota; Viridiplantae; Streptophyta; Magnoliopsida; Fabales; Fabaceae. The transcript is spliced from 2 exons. The record is from RefSeq and is a predicted model, not a curated record. The coding region runs from base 49 to 678 and encodes 209 amino acids.
UUUUCUCUCUCUACACUCUCUCGUACUCCCCUCACUGUCACCCCGGCGAUGGACGAAUGCCACACGAGGAAGCGAGUUCGCCCUGACUCGGACUGUCGCUCGCCCGACUCCUCCAAGCAUCCCCGAGUCCGCGCCGAUUCCGAUGUUAACUCCUCCGAGUCAAGUGACGGGUUUCAUCUCGGGCGAGUUGAACCCGUCCUUGACUCGUCCGGGGUUAACGAGAUUCAAGAUGAUCUCUUUAGCAUGCUCAAUGAUGCGGAGAAUGUGACCGACCGUGACCCCAUCAUGCCCGUGCAGGGCCUUGACUCUGUCAUUAAAAGCUUCGAAGAAGAAAUACUCGCCCCGGGUUCGGAUCCGAACCCGAACCUUACACCCGAGUUUAAUCCAAACCUAGGGUAUCUAUUGGAAGCCUCCGACGAUGAACUAGGGUUGCCGCCGACGAUUACGCCGACCGAGGAGACAGGAAAAGAGGAUUCGUGUCGGGUCGGACCGGAAGGGGUGGAUCUAACCGGGUUUCUGGGGUUUGAGGAUGAUAUUGGGAGCUACGAAGGGUUUGGAUUGGUGGGGUGCGAUGGUGAGGAUAACGGUGGGGGUUAUGUAACGAUAGAUGGGUUGUUCGAUUAUGCGGAAGCUCCCGCCGAUAUUUUGUGGCGAUCGGAGUCGUUACAAGCUAUGUAGAAGUGGUGGCGGAGCGUGUGGCAUAUUGGCACGUGUAAAUCUGUCUAGAUUUUAGGCACAGAAGAUAACGUAGGUGGUAGAUGUGAAAAAUCUAGAAAUAUAAAUUUGUUGUUUGAGUUUGUUUAUUCAACUGAAACGAACAAAUAGGGCCCUGACUUGAGAAGUGUUCUUUAAUCUUUAUAUUAAAAAAUGUUUAAAAAUGUGAAUCUAGACAUGGUUAAAAAAAUUAUUGUCCUUGGCGAUAAAGAAGAAGAAUGCAUGAAUGUGAUCCCAGUGCUGAACGCAGAUUCAAUGUGUUUUGUUACUAUCGUUGUCUUCGGUUUUACUGGCCGGCUCCGAUUCAGCUUCUUCAGGAAAUUUAAUAACUAAAUAUAUGUAUUUUUUAAAACCCUUUCAAUUCUGUAUGAUAUAAAAUUUGUUGC